Molecule: messenger RNA, 1582 nt
Organism: Aspergillus candidus
Lineage: Eukaryota; Fungi; Ascomycota; Eurotiomycetes; Eurotiales; Aspergillaceae
Exons: 1
Coding region: 348-1562 (404 amino acids)
Source: RefSeq, a predicted model, not a curated record
CUAGCAGAUCAACAACAAUAUAUCCUGGUGGCGCUUCUGCCUCGCCAAACCCACGUUAUUAUACCCAUUAGAAAAUGUGGUCCUAUUGCAACCCACCCAGCUCCAGCAGAGAACGCACAAUGCAUGCAUUCCCAUGAACAACACAAUCAGCAAAUUCCGCCAAUAACGCAAACUGGACAGGGACAUGGUGUUGGUGCCGCAGGACCUACGUAGCAGAGUGACGGGGCUGCUCAGCCUUCUCAGUGAAAGACAUAUAAUACUCAACAAACCCUCGCCAUGCGGUCACGGUCGGCCAUGUCUUUCAAUGCAACAACAAUUUCAACCCUCUCAAUUGCGCUGGUUAUACGAUGUCAUAUUCAGCAGCGGAAAAGCAGCGGGUCUUUCUCGCGUGCAAGCCAAUCUUCGCCGGUCCCCAGGCAGGCCUUCGGAAGUUGAAAAUCAUCAAAAAGCGUAUCGCGGAUCAUGAAAAUUUGAUUCGCCCGAUGCUGCCUGGAUUUAACCUCAAGAGGACUGCAGGAAUUGCCAAAGACCUGCUGCAACGAGAGGUGUUUCAGCUCGACAUGAAAGCCCGAGUGGAGUUUCCAGACCUGUAUGUCUCCUCGCCAGCGAAGGAAGUUCAACACGAUGCAUUUGAAGACGAAGCCGCCCGAUCUGUCGCUGAGAAAUUGAAUGACAUUGCAUCUACCUACGAGCGAGACGAGGCGCAGGACACGCAGGAAACAAUCCCUGCCCCAAUGCCGGCUGCGGCGCAGCAGCCCCCUCCUGUGGCGGAUGUAGGCGCCCAUGCCACCAUCUCUCCUGGUAACAUCUCAUCUACUGACGCCGCGCCUACCCCGCUGAUGAUUUUCUGCACAGCCACGGAGAAGACGCUGACCCCAGAGCCGCAAGCGACGUCGCCGUAUCCGUCGCUAUAUCCGUUAUAUUUCCCCUAUCACGCGCAACAUUCGAUCUUAUGCACGGUUCAAAAGACCCUAGAAGAGAGCUGCUUCGACUUUGCCCGGAAAUGGCUUCCGUCGGAACUGGAAGACCGUGGCUGGGACUGCGCUAUGGCGGUAGAGCUCACCAAGUGGACGAAUUUCCUGCCCAGGUGGUCUUCACGGCUCCCUGACGGCUCGCUACAGUUGCAAGCUGCGGAUCUCGGCGCAUUAAUGUCAGUGAUUCGCAAAAUUCGACACACUGCCGUGCACCGACUCCCGACGACCGCGCGGGGGAUCGCUUCGUUUGUCGCGUCGGCCACUAAGCUAGUGGAAGCGCUUGGGGAUACGCCGCGUCUGUCGCAGCUAGAAGAACUUCACGCGGAUAUACAGGAGAAAAUCAAGAUCAUGGAUUUGACAAAGAAUGCGCUCGAAGAUCAGCUGUCGCGGGACUUGCGAGCCAUCCAACUGCGGAGGGAGGAAUUAGAUCGACAGGAAGAGUUUCUGAGGCUUCAGACGGUGAGGAAUGACAGGGAGAAUAAAGCUCUGAUGGGGGUUUUAGUAGAGGAAUAUAUCGAGGGUCCUUUCCAUCGUAGGAUAGUGGAUGAUUCGGGUUUCGCCACGGCGGAUGAAGGGGACGACGACUAGGCCGUUGUCCAAACCUGCCC